Messenger RNA from Pararge aegeria (speckled wood butterfly), 1078 nucleotides. RefSeq lists its product as uncharacterized. Gene Ontology annotation, cellular component: transcription regulator complex; nucleus. Gene Ontology annotation, biological process: regulation of transcription by RNA polymerase II. NCBI's taxonomy places the organism in Eukaryota, Metazoa, Arthropoda, Insecta, Lepidoptera, Nymphalidae. Gene Ontology annotation, molecular function: DNA binding. The record is from RefSeq and is a predicted model, not a curated record. The transcript has 3 exons. Bases 224 to 1078 code for a protein of 284 amino acids.
GACAUGGCGGAUUCCGCGCGGAUGCAAAUCGCGCGGUUGAACCGCGCGGAUCCUAAUUACAUUAGCGCCUUACAAAUCGUUCAUACCUGUCCGCACGGAUUGACAAUCCGCGCGGCUCAACCGAGAAAAUGAAUUCGCGCGGUCGCCGCUCGGUUUUAUUUACUUGACGUACCUAGAGGGCGUUCAGUUGCUCCGCGGAAGCCGCGCGUAUCGGACGGUGACAAUGGAUCGCUUCGACACCGAGCUAUUCAUCGAUGAGGUGGAAAAAAGACCUGCUUUGUGGAACAUCCAAUGUGCAGAAUAUUCUAACAAAACGAUUAAAAACGGAGCUUGGCAGGAGCUGGUGGAGAUUUUUGGAGAAAAUGAGGAUUCUUUGGAAAAGAAGGUUCUUUUUGGUGUAUCAUUACAAAAAAAAUGGAAGAACAUCCGUGAUGCUUAUAAUAAGGAAUUCAAGAAAGGCAAAUCAAUUCCUUCUGGUUCUGGUGCAUGUAAAGGUUCAAAAUACAUGUAUUUCGACCGGCUUUCUUUUCUUCAGAAGACGAUAGAAAACAAAGAAACUAUCACAAACAUAGAUGAAGCCAAAAAUGAAGAAAUUCGGAACAUUGACCAAAAGCUAGAUAAUUUUGUAAAUGCACGUGAAAUACAACCGGUACCCAAUAAAAGGAAGAAAACUAAAAUUACUUCAGAAGAGCGAUUGUCUAACAUAUUAGAAAAUAGUAUUGAAUCAAGAGAUAAAAUACAAAGACAAAUACAAGAAAGUAUGUCAAAGCAAGAUGAUGAUGAUAAACUAUUUUGCAUGUCAUUGUAUAAAGAGUUAAAGAAAGUUCCAGAAAAUAAACGAUUGGCUACUAAAAUUGAAUUGCUCCAGGUGGAAUAUCUCACACUAAGCACUCGGGCGUUAACAAGCGUGGCGUAUCGCGUCAGUCGCUCGCAGCGGGCGGCGGGCGUGUGCGGUGUGUGUGACGUGUGCGGUGUGUGUGACGUGUGCGGUGUGUGUGGUGUGACGCGGUGUCUAGCGAGGCGUGCGCGGUGUGCGUCGGCGUCAGUUGAGCGGCAGGCAGAACAUGUGCUGCAAUAG